Molecule: messenger RNA, 2600 nt
Organism: Oryza sativa Japonica Group (Japanese rice)
Lineage: Eukaryota; Viridiplantae; Streptophyta; Magnoliopsida; Poales; Poaceae
Source: RefSeq, a predicted model, not a curated record
CCCAAUAUAGAGUUGGAGCAAGUAAUUGAUGGUUUUAGGAACAGGAGAAUAGGACGUCCGUGACAGCGGCAACCACCACCUUCUGCACACGCCCACUGCUGGAUGAAGUUUACUUCUGCCUGCGGAUUCCAAUUCCGAGCAUCGCACCUCCAUCGAUCGUCGACGAAUUCCUUCUUGGCCCAGAAACAACACACACACUCAAAUCUGGAUCCAUCAAUUUCUUCUUUAAGCAGCAGAAGCAAGCAAUCCCCCUCUCCUCUCUGAGAGAGAUGGCGUUUGGCAGCCACACGCGCCUGGAUGUGAGGCGGGCGCAGCAGCACUCCUCAUUCUGCUCCCCCUCCUCCGCCGCCGCCGUCUUGGUGGCGCUGGCCUUGGUCGCCGUCUGGAUGGCCUCUUCCACGCUCGUCACCCCCGCGGAUUUCUCCCCCUUCCGCCCCACAACCACAACCACAACCACAACCGCUCGACCUCGGAAUCGGAUGGAUCCUGUGACUGUUGAAGAGGACGCCGACGACCCUCCUCCACUCACACUCAGACAGACUGAGACCGGACCCGGAGGGGAUAAUGGCUCCCACUCCCACUCCCCCUCCCUGGAGACCGCUACAGAGGCAGACCCUCAAGCUGCACAGUCCAACAGCAACACCAAGGACACUCCCCACAAUAAGCAGCAGCAGCAGCAGACUGCGUCGCCCACCCCCAGCAGCUAUGCUUGGAAGCUCUGCAAUACUGAGGCUGGUCCAGAUUACAUCCCAUGCCUCGACAAUCUCCAAGCCAUCCGCAACCUUCGGACGACCAAGCACUAUGAACACCGAGAAAGGCAUUGCCCCCAACACCCUCCUACCUGCCUUGUCCCUCUUCCAAAGGGCUACACAAAUCCAAUUAGGUGGCCUAACAGCAGAGAUCAGAUAUGGUACAACAAUGUCCCGCAUACUAAGCUGGUAGAAUACAAGGGUCAUCAGAACUGGGUUAAGGUCUCCGGGGAGUACCUCACCUUUCCGGGAGGAGGAACUCAGUUCAAACAUGGCGCAUUGCACUACAUUGAUUUCAUUCAGGAGGCAAAGAAGGAUAUAGCAUGGGGGAAACAAACUCGUGUGGUUUUAGAUGUUGGUUGCGGAGUUGCCAGCUUUGGAGGAUAUUUAUUUGAUAGAGAUGUUCUUACUAUGUCGUUUGCACCUAAAGAUGAGCAUGAAGCCCAGGUGCAGUUUGCUCUUGAGAGAGGAAUCCCUGCUAUGUCAGCAGUUAUGGGUACAAAAAGGCUUCCAUUCCCCGGCAGGGUCUUCGACGUUGUUCAUUGUGCACGCUGUAGGGUACCAUGGCAUAUUGAAGGUGGUAAGCUCUUGCUAGAACUGGAUAGACUGUUGCGUCCUGGUGGCUACUUUGUGUGGUCUGCCACUCCUGUGUACCAGAAGCUGCCAGAAGAUGUUGAAAUAUGGGAAGCAAUGUCUACUCUAACAAGGUCGAUGUGUUGGGAAAUGGUCAAUAAAGUGAAGGAUAGGGUAAAUAGAGUGGGUAUAGCAAUUUUCAGAAAGCCAACGGAUAAUAGCUGUUAUGAGGCAAGAUCAGCAGCAAACCCUCCAAUCUGUGGAGAGUAUGAUGAUCCUGAUGCUGCCUGGAACAUAUCAUUGCAGUCAUGCGUGCAUAGGUUGCCCACUGAUCCUGCCAUCCGUGGUUCACAGUGGCCGGUGGAAUGGCCAUUGAGGUUGGAGAAACCACCUUACUGGCUGAAAAACUCUGAGGCUGGUGUCUAUGGGAAGCCUGCCACUGAGGAUUUUCAAGCAGACUAUGAGCACUGGAAGCAGGUCAUAAGCAAUUCAUAUAUGAAUGACUUGGGCAUUGAUUGGUCAGCUGUUAGAAAUGUUAUGGACAUGAAAGCCGCAUAUGGAGGGUUUGCGGCAGCUUUGCGAGAUCUGAAGCUGUGGGUUAUGAAUGUUAUUCCAAUUGAUUCACCUGACACACUUCCAAUUAUAUAUGAGCGUGGGUUGUUUGGAAUCUACCAUGAUUGGUGUGAGUCAUUUAGCACCUACCCCAGAACCUAUGAUCUUCUGCACGCGAACCAUCUUUUCUCCAAGAUUAAAAAGAGUGACAGGUGUAAACUAGUGGCAGUGAUGGUGGAGGUGGAUCGAAUACUGAGGCCAGGAGGCAGGCUAAUUGUUAGAGAUAGUAUGGAGACAAUGCAUGAAGUGGAGUCUAUGGCAAAAUCGCUACACUGGGAGGUCCGCAAGUCUUACUCCCAGGACAAUGAAGGUUUGCUGUUUGUUGAGAAGACGAUGUGGCGACCAAAUGAAGUUGAAGCUAAGCUAUGACGUACCAUACCAGCACCACCGUUAUGAUAGCUCUGACACUGAAACCCUUGGAAGAGGAAAACAAAAGUAGCCAAGUGGGGGAUGCACAGUAAGCUAUAUAUAUAGUGGGUUUUUGUAGGGGUAUACUUGGAUUUUGGGAGAAGCUGUAAUGUGUUUUUUUUUUUUUUGCGUGGGAUGAUACAUUAGCAACUAAUGCAUGGUGAUGAUCCAUGUUGAGGCUGGCAAGUUUAACAUACAUGCAUCGCUCUUUGUAGAGUUGUAGCAUAAGAUAGUAGAAUUUGUGUGGAAAUUGCUGAA